CGAGGCAGCAGUGGAGCAAAUGAGUAUAAAUACCAGCACCUUUUCCCUCAGUCAACCAUCACAAAGGAGCUGACAAGAGUCAACGAGAGAGUCAAAGGAUCUGACCACCUUAAACCACUCAAACCUCCUGAAGAUGAAGGCGUUCAGUUAGUUGCAGUGGCCGUUGCACUCAUCUGUAUUUGCAUUCAGCAGAGCUCUGCCACAUUUGCUGAGAUACGAGAACUGCAAGAGCUACAAGAGGCUGUGAACAAUGACAGUCCAGCUGCUGAACAUCAGGAGGUAUCAGCUGACUCAUGGCUGAUGCCGUACCACAGACAGAAGCGUGGCAUCAAGUGUCGCUUUUGCUGCGGCUGCUGCAAUUCUGGUGUCUGUGGAUUGUGCUGCAGAUUCUGAGAAUAUCUACCUGCGAUUCUCACAUUAACCACUAAAUAUAGACGGUUAUACCUGAAAUGAUUUGACUGCUUAGCAUUUGUUAAAGUCUGACAGUGUUUCUUCAUCUGGUGAUCCUGCUGUAACAGUGAACAGUGCAGCAUUUGGAACUACAGUAUGUUAUUAUAUUAAACUUCAGUGGCACUAUACUACAACAUGUGCUGUUUGUUUCUGUUUCUGUCUGACAAGAAUGAAACAUUAAUGGAAACCAGUGACAUGAAGCUCCUGAUGUACACUUUUUGUGCUGAUGCCAGUUAAGAGUUGUGGCCUCAUACUCUUGCCCAUAUAGUAUGUGGUACAACCUGUUAAUAGAGCCAAGUCAUUGAUAGCAAAAGUAAAGUGAGCAGCUUAACAGUAACUGUCAAAAAUUGUCAAACUGUCAAAAAAAAAUUAUUACUAGUGCUCUUUCAUAAAGUCAUCAUGAAGAUAUCCUUUGUUGCUUUUCAAAACUGAUGUUGUUUCAUUACGUUUUUCACCAUUUUUUCACUAUUUCACCAUUUUCAUGAAAAACUAAGGUUUUACGCUCACAGCAUUAUUCAGCUUUCUGUAGAUAUGUUACUCCAGACGACAAUAUUUUUGAAUACGAGAACAGAACCACAA
Molecule: messenger RNA, 1029 nt
Organism: Oreochromis niloticus (Nile tilapia)
Lineage: Eukaryota; Metazoa; Chordata; Actinopteri; Cichliformes; Cichlidae
Product: hepcidin-like
Exons: 3
Biological process (GO): defense response to bacterium; intracellular iron ion homeostasis
Cellular component (GO): extracellular region
Molecular function (GO): 2 iron, 2 sulfur cluster binding
Source: RefSeq, a predicted model, not a curated record